CCAAUUUACAUAAUUUACAUAAUAAAUGAUAAUUAGUGAUAGCGUUAUGCAUGUACAACAUUUAGUUGCCAAAAAUCUGAGUAGUAGAUUCCAUGAAUCUCUUCAAUUUGUCAUUAGCUCAGGAAACCGUAUUCGAAGCAACGCAUUGAAUACGCGAUUAUUUGCUCCAGUUGUAAAGAAAAUGAUGAGAACUUUUAUCAAUUGCUUCUUGCUUCUCCACACUGAAGUACACUGGCUUUUGAAAGGCUCAUGUUUGACAAGAUUUUUUGCAUUUUUUGGCCCUCUUUUGGAGGCUAAAUAUCCAAUUUUGAAACAAAGUUCAAUCAGAUGAAAACCA
This is a messenger RNA of Psylliodes chrysocephalus, 337 nucleotides long. Lineage: Eukaryota; Metazoa; Arthropoda; Insecta; Coleoptera; Chrysomelidae. The record is from the annotation of a GenBank genome assembly.